CCCAGCAGCAGGAAAUGGGCAGGCGAUAACAACAAAGGAAUGCAUCCGAAAUGGCACGAGGGCAGCAGCUGAGGGAAGAGGAAAGGAAUAAGGCAAGGCCCGGAUUUUCCCCUGUAUCCAGUGGUUGCGGGUGACGAUUAUGGGGGACAUUUUUUGAGUGUGAAGCAAAAGUGUUUUUGAGAGAGAAAGAGGAAUGCUGGGCUGCUGUAGCUGCAGGUUCUGGCUGCUGUGUUGGCUCACUCUUGUGUGCACUGCUGCUUCUGCCAGACCCAUCAUCCCUGCCCAAGAUUGGAAUGAUCAGGCAGGGGAACUCACCAACCAGUUCCUAGGCCCCAUCCCAGGCUCCAUAAAAAUGCUGCCCCCAAGAGGGUUCCGCAGCGACCGCCUUCAGCACCAUACCCAGGUGCCAGUGUCCAAACUCAAGCAGCAACUCCUGGAACAACCAGAGGUCGCUCCUGCUCCAGAGUACCUCUUUAGGGACCUGAAUAACCGCAUUCAAGUGCAACAGGCUGCUCAAGAACAGCGUUUUCAACUUCUGAGUCAACUGCAGAUAUCAAGUGAGGACAGGGACAAGGCCCUGAGGGAACUUGAAGAGGCCCAAUUGGAGCUGAGAGAGAAGCAACAGAUUCUCAACUAUGUGGUCCAUCUGGCUGAGAAGCAUAAUUCCUUGGCUCCACACAAGGUCAAGGAGAUUGUGGACAUCCAAAGAGAGCUGGUGACAAUCCUCAGGUACCUCUAUGAAAGAAAAAGGAUCAGGGAUGAGCUGGAAUCCCUCAACAAACGCAUACCAGUCCUGGAGAAAGGCACCAAGGACUUGGAGCACACCAAGCAGUUGACCGUGCAAACCUUCCAAGCAGAACAAGACCACUACAGAAGACAACUAGCAGAGACUGGUGGAUGGCAAAAUGCCCAGUCUGUGGUACAAGCUGAAGAAGAGAAACAAAUCCUUUUGAUGAACACCCUCAGGAAGCUAGACAGUGAAAAGUCCAUCCUGGACAAGGAACUGGCCUAUUUGAGGCACCAGUUCAGGGAACUGACAGAAAAGAAGAGAAACUUGGCCUACAAGACCCAGCUGAUGGCCACAGCCCAUGAACAACAGGAAGCUUGUGAAACAGACCAAAUGUUGCCACCUGCCACUAAUCAACAGACUUCCUGGUUAGACCAGAGGGCGCUGCUGCAGGAUCCCAGAUUGAUGACUCAGCAAAACAUGGACCAGUUCAUCAGACCCUUUGUCAAUGACAUCCUGAGUCAGAGCAGCUUCCUCAACAGCAACACCCCAGGGGACCCUGGGUUCUUCACCACUACCAGACAGAAAAGACAAGAUCAGCUACAGCUACAAGAAGUGAUCAUGACAUCCCCAGCUGAGGACUCCUCCAGGACCCCUGCUUACUUGGUGCACUUGGAGAAGCAGCACAGGGGAAAACUGCUGGAGAUUCUCCUGGAGCAACUCAGAGAGGAGAUUGAGCUGAGACAGAAGCUGACUGAUGACUCACUGACCCCUGCAGAAGCUGCUGAGAUCCACAACCAGACCUACUUUCUGGACAAUGACAUCAAGUCCAUGGUGGAGAAGCUGGAGCACAGGUCCAUGACAGGGUCCCUGAGUCCUGGUGAAAUGUCAAAUUCUCAAAUCAAGCAACUGCUGCAGACAUCCAGGGCCCCUGUGAAGAAGCUGGAUGACCAUGCUCUGGACCUGGAGGACUACUCAGUGUACCAAAGACAUAGACCACCCAAAGUUGACAACAUGACUGACCUCAAGCCCAUGUACAACUCAAAACUGGCAUCCAUUUCAGAACCACUCCCUCCUGAGGAAAAGGCCAGAAGACACAACCAUCAGCAUCAUCAUCAUUCAGCCAAGAUUCAGUCUGGAAUGUACCCUGAACAGGCUGUGGCACUUUUGAAAUCCCCUGCAUUUCAAAAACAGCUGCUGAAUGAAGUUGCCCAGCAGAUUGACCUCAAGAGGUGCAAGCAAAAGGGGGCUGUAUCCUUGGAAGACAGUAUAGUUGCUUUGGAAAUCAAGAGCAUGUUGCAGUCCAGAACCACACCUUCAUCUGUAUUUCUUACUAGGGUACCAAGGCGCCAGGUGCGCCCUCUGGUGCCCAACAGGUGGACUUCUAAACCAGCUUCUACUAUCCAGCAGGUGACCAAGCCUGCAGACCACCCAGCACUUGAGCAAGAACAAAUGAGGUUGCUUGAAGAACUGUGUCACCAGCAAAAGGUUUUGUUGGACCUGUUGACCUUUGCUGAUGCUGAAGCACAGAGGUCGCCUCCUGUAGAUGACUCCUUGCUUGAGGAGCUGGAGAAAAAGCAGGGCAACAUUCUGGGCAUGAUGCAUAGGCUGAAAGAGAUCACUGUGCAGAUGGGGGCCAGAGCUGUGCACUUGGUUAUUGCAGCCAACUCAGCCAAAAACCAAGAUUCACAUCAUGCAAGAGAACCCCUGUUGGCUUCUGACACCAAUAAAGGGCAUGAGCUAGUGCCCAGAUGGCAGCACAAGUCAGGCCACAUCCAGAAGCCCACCAACUACAAGAAGCUUCUGGACCUGACCUGGGAAAGGAGGCAAAAGGUCAAACAGUUCCUGGAGCAAAAAAGGAGUGGUCUGGUGGCACAUGAUCUGAAAGCAAAGCUGAGGCGAAUUGGAAUGAGGCGGCCAUCUUUGGGAAGGCAAAGGCAGCCAGAGGUGAUCCAGAGCCUCUAUGAGACCUCAGGGAACCCUUUCAACAAUCCCCCAAGUGUUGUACACAAGGAGGUACCACAUGUACUGUUCCCUGGACCCAGGCCAAACAAGCAAACUCAGCCACAAAUCCUCAACAUGCCUCCUGCAAGGAAAGGAGACCUUAUUCAUGAGUCCCUCCAGGAAAGCUCAAGGUUGGUGAAUGCAAUCCUUGCUGAUGACAUCCCAGUGCUGAGGGAGGAGCUGCACAAACUGGAGUCCAGCAAAACCCCAGAAAUAGGUCCAUAUUCUCAGCUCAAUAUACACAAUUCAAGAUCUGAGAUUGAAGAUAAUGUGAUGAUGAAGGAACUGAAGAAGAACCUUUCAGAUCAUAUGAAGGUGACCAUGGACAAGUACAGUGGACAAGGAAAGUUGAGUGACACAACUGAGAAGGAGAUCUCAAUUGAUGGGAUCCUGGAGGUGAAGGAAAUGGCUUCUCAAGAAUCAGGCUCUACCAGCAACACAGAGCCCACCACUAAGAGUCUUCAGCAGGAAGACACCAAUCAAUCCAUGGACAACAAGUUGAAUCUCUCACCUGUCAAACAUGUCACUCAUGCCAUUGCUGAAGGAAGAUUCAGGGCACCUCCUCUCCAAAACCGUCAGUUGGUAUUUGGGCAUCAGCAGCAAAGCAGACCAAGGUACCAAACCAUGAUACCUCAAGAAGACAAUCUCAACACUGUGCACCCAGUGCUCAAUAAUCAGCAGAGGUCCACUACUCCAAGUGAUGCACAGCUGACCACAGUUUCACUGGCUGAACUGAAGAUCAUUUUAGCCAGGAAAAGACUUGCUGCUGCAGAAGCUGCUGAAGCCAGAGAGCACCUGAAAGCUGUUGAAGCUGCUGCAGCCUACAAAAAGUACAACUCUAUUCACACCACCAGGGCUCCAGAAGUGAGCAGCAAAGCACAGUCAAAGUCAUCUGGAAAGCGGUCAGUGGGAUUCUGGCAAGUGUCAGAGCAUGAUGAUGACCUCCAGUUAGCCAAAGCUGCCAAAAUUGAUGAGCUGAGCAGAAUAUCCUCACCAACCCAGGAUUUUGGGAAGGAUAAAAUCUGGAGGAAGGCUGCAAGGAAGAUUCUGCUGGACACCCUGAUACCAACAAUGUCUGAACUGGACAUGUUCCUUCCUUCCACCACCAACCAACAACCCACACAGAAGGGAGAUGGAACCCAGGCACCACAAUCAUACAUGGAAGGUCGCCCAAGGAGGCAAAUAAUAUCUUUCCUGCCACCUGGGGUCCUGGGGUCACAUGACUUCUUUCACCCAAUCAUCAGCCCCAAAGUUGACCCCACUUUCAACCUGCCCCUCAUACAGCCACCUUUCCAGAGAAUUGCUCAGAAGGAAACUGAAGAUAUAAACCACAUUGAAUUUGAGGUUCAGGAGCUUGAGAGGCUAGUGAAGAAAAACCAAGAGAAGCUCACACACUUUUCUGAAAGCCAACCAAAUCCAGAUACUGAUGACUUUAUGGCAGAUAUGGUGAAACUGCUGCAUUUGAUAGAACUCAUGGCAGAUGCCAAUACUCAUCAAGGGCCUGAGAAUCCUGACUUGGACAAGGACCUUGAAUCCCCCACUUCAUUUGAGUGA
Messenger RNA from Notodromas monacha, 4285 nucleotides. The record is from the annotation of a GenBank genome assembly. Lineage: Eukaryota; Metazoa; Arthropoda; Ostracoda; Podocopida; Cyprididae.